This is a messenger RNA of Sturnus vulgaris (Common starling), 1392 nucleotides long. Lineage: Eukaryota; Metazoa; Chordata; Aves; Passeriformes; Sturnidae. The record is from RefSeq and is a predicted model, not a curated record.
UGCGUGUGCCAGCUGUGCGAGCACACCAACUUCACAUGCCACACCGAGGGCGCCUGCUGGGCCUCGGUCAUGCUGACCAACGGGCGAGAGGAGGUGGUCAAAUCCUGCGUGUCCCUGCCCGAGCUGCACGCCCAGGUCUUCUGCCACAGCUCCAAGAACGUCACCAAGACCGAGUGCUGCUACACCGACUUCUGCAACAACAUCACACUGCGCCUGCCGCUCGCUCACCCCCGUGCCCCCAGCGUGGGCUCGGCGGUGCUGGCGGUGACCGUGGCCGUCCCGGUGCUGGCCGUGCUGCUGGCCGUGACCGUGGCCUGCACGGCCCGGGGCUGGCGGCACCGCGGGGCCAAAGCCCCGAACGUGGAGGAGGCGCUGUGCGAGGGCAGCCUGGUGGGCUCCGGGAAGACGCUGAAGGAUCUCAUCUCCGACAUGACCACCUCGGGCUCCGGCUCCGGUCUGCCUCUGCUGGUGCAGAGAACCAUUGCAAGGACCAUUGUCCUGCAGGAGAUUGUGGGGAAAGGACGCUUUGGAGAAGUCUGGCGUGGGAAGUGGUGCGGGGAGGAUGUAGCUGUGAAAAUCUUCUCCUCCAGAGACGAGCGGUCCUGGUUCCGGGAGGCAGAGAUUUACCAGACGGUCAUGCUGAGGCACGAGAACAUCCUGGGCUUCAUUGCUGCUGACAACAAGGAUAAUGGGACCUGGACCCAGCUGUGGCUUGUCUCCGAGUACCACGAGCAGGGCUCCCUGUUUGACUACCUGAACAGAGGCACGGUGACCGUGGAGGGCAUGGUCAGGCUGGCACUGUCCGUGGCCAGUGGCCUGGCCCACCUGCACAUGGAGAUCGUUGGCACACAAGGGAAGCCAGCGAUCGCUCACCGGGACCUGAAAUCCAAGAACAUCCUGGUGAAGAGGAACGAGACCUGCGCCAUCGCCGACCUGGGGCUGGCGGUGAAGCACGACUCGGUGCUGAACACCAUCGACAUCCCCCAGAACCCCCGCGUGGGCACCAGGAGGUACAUGGCCCCCGAGAUCCUGGAGGAUGCCAUGAACGUGAACAUCUUCGAGUCCUUCAAGCGUGCAGACAUUUACUCCCUGGGGCUGGUGUACUGGGAGAUAGCCCGGAGGUGCUCUGUGGGAGGAGUCACUGAGGAGUACCAGCUGCCUUACUACGACCUCGUGCCUUCUGAUCCUUCCAUAGAAGAUAUGAGAAGGGUUGUCUGUGAACAGAAGCUCAGACCAAGUAUUCCAAACCAGUGGCAAAGCUGCGAGGCUCUGCGGGUGCUGGGCCGGGUGAUGCGCGAGUGCUGGCGCCCCAGCGGCGCCGCCCGUCUCACGGCGCUGCGUGUCAAGAAGACAAUCUCCCAGCUCUGCGUGCCCGAGGACUGCAAAGCCUGA